Jaculus jaculus (lesser Egyptian jerboa) is the source of this 785-nucleotide messenger RNA. It is a transcript of the gene Clec1b, whose product is annotated as C-type lectin domain family 1 member B. NCBI's taxonomy places the organism in Eukaryota, Metazoa, Chordata, Mammalia, Rodentia, Dipodidae. The coding region runs from base 73 to 765 and encodes 230 amino acids. The transcript has 6 exons. The record is from RefSeq and is a predicted model, not a curated record.
CUGGAAUUCUGAGAGUGAGCACUGAGCUUCGUGGUCACUGAACUCUGAGCUCCCGUGAAGCUCACAGAAGCCAUGCAGGAUGAAGAUGGAUAUAUCACCUUGAACCUCAAACCUCAGAAACCAGUUCUCACCUCCGCAGACCCUGCUUCCCCUUCUUGGUGGCGUGUGACAGCUUUGGUUCUGCUGGUCUUAUCCAUAGGCAUGGGUGUCGGACUGGUGUCUCUGGGGAUAAUAUCUGUCACACAGCAACAUUACCUGCUGGCCGAGAAGGAAAACCUCUCAGCAACCCUGCAGCAGCUGGCAAAGAAGUUCUGCCAAGAUCUAAUACUGGACUUGGAACAAAAGACCAAGAGCAGGUCUGAGCACAGGUGCAGCCCCUGCGCUGCCAACUGGAGGUUCUGGGGAGACAGCUGCUAUGGUUUCUUCAGACACAACCUGACGUGGGAGGAGAGCCAGCGAUACUGCUCCCAGCGGAACGCGACCCUCGUGAAGACGGCCAGCCAGAGCGUGCUGGAAUACAUCAAAGACAGGACAAUCUCAAUUCGUUGGAUUGGAUUAUCCCGCCAGAAUUCUAAUAAAGUUUGGAUGUGGGAAGAUGGCUCAGUUUUUCUCCCAAAUAUGUUCGACCUUUCCAGCGAUAGAAGAGAAAAUAUGAACUGUGCCUAUUUUCAUAAUGGAAAAAUCUACCCAGCUUCCUGUGAGGACAGACAUUUUUUAAUGUGUGAGAAGAAGGCUGGCGUGAUGAAGGUGGACCAGCUGCUUUAGUGCACAAAAGGUGGACAGGA